Molecule: messenger RNA, 1379 nt
Organism: Bipolaris sorokiniana ND90Pr
Lineage: Eukaryota; Fungi; Ascomycota; Dothideomycetes; Pleosporales; Pleosporaceae
Exons: 3
Coding region: 475-915 (146 amino acids)
Source: RefSeq, a predicted model, not a curated record
AAACAACCAGGAUCCGAAUGGCGCAUAAUUGUCUUUACAAUUGGGGUCGAUUCCCGCUGUCGCUCCCGGUAUACUGAUACACCUCACGUCGCGAAGCUCAACGGCAACACCACGCUGCCUGAACACCUAACACGCCUGAGACUCGCCUACGCCUCAGCCCUCUAUAGCACUUGCGCAAUAUCUAUCCACUCUGCUCAUCGGUGCCUGUCUUCAACCACGCCUUACCGCUUUGAGCCUCUACUGAACCGCCGUUGCACCCGACGCAUUGCCUAUAACAAACUCCGCCCUGCCCCUCCGUCCCACGUCCGCUGCUCAUCUGUCAACGAGGCUACUGGUAGUCGAAGGGACAUUUCUGCUUACUUUCUUUCUUUGUUUCUCUCCCCCUUCUUUUCGCUUCUUAUCAUUUAACUUUCUUUCUCAAACGACCGCGGGCUCGGUUUACUGCUCGUAUCCCUUCUUUAUAAUUUCUGCACAAUGGGCAAGUUAAUCAAGAACCACUGGGCGCGUCUCGUCAUCCUCACCGCUGCUGCCUACCAAAUAGCCGCUGGAUUCCACUGCUUCUUCUGGCCCAAGAUCUUCUGGGAUUUCCUCACCAAGAAUCUCGAUGGGGCUAUCAAGCCCAUUCCCGUCCUGCAAGUCCUCAAUGUAGUUCUCGGUGUUAUUGGUCUCGCCUGGGAAUGGCCCCUACCGUUGCUCGCUGGUACGGGCCUGCAUCGUUCAAUCGAAGCACGCCUCAUCGUCUACCCGAUCAGCGCCCUGUGUGCUCUCCUCAUCUACCAAGGCACAAACUCUGGCCUGUACUACAUUGUCGGCAUGUUUGCUUACUUUUGGGCAUACAGCGAAGGCGAGAUUGUCUGUCCCGAACCAUGGACCCUACCUAAGCGCGGCUCUACUGCGCGUAAAAUAGGCGUAUAGUUUGUCCACAGUACACAGACAGAAUAAUCUCAGCACAUACAACCCCCAAUUUCGCUUCAUCACACCCAUUUCAACCCGGGAUUUAUGAAUCAUGUACCCAUUGUCCAUGUAGACGACUGUACCUUUUUCCGCAUUUUUGCAACCCGACAUCUCUGGCAGACACUCUUGAUUUAGCGACUAAACUAUAUUUUUUUUCUCAUCUCCCCGCCGGCCGCAGAAAGCCGCAGCGUGGGAAAGGCAAAUCCGGCGCAUUCUUAUCAUACCAAAUAUCGCGUGUUACUUUUUUUUGUUGCGAGGGAGAAAGGCAUAUAGCAUGCGCGAAUGAUUUCUCCAUAGUCAUCGUCAUGACGAUCAUGUAUUCAAGUCAAGCAUUCAACCCCCCGUUUUUUUGCGGGAGGGCCUCCAUUCUGAAUUCCUUCUCGCGAUCUACACAAUCAAGUUUUUUUUAAAAAAAAAUACAAGAG